Molecule: messenger RNA, 2943 nt
Organism: Miscanthus lutarioriparius
Lineage: Eukaryota; Viridiplantae; Streptophyta; Magnoliopsida; Poales; Poaceae
Source: the annotation of a GenBank genome assembly
AUGAGGCCUCCUAAACUUGUUCAGGGGAGAUUGAAAUCAUUCACCCUGCACACCACACAGGAGGAUUUCAACAUUGAUAUAAGUGACAUCAUUGGUGUAUCUCAGACACUACGACCUCAACCAGUUCAUCAGCAGCCACCACAUUGUCUAGGACCAUCGGCACGCCCUCGUUCAGAGGAGGACGACGAUGAUGACGACUUCAUGCAACCCCCAACUAGGCACCCGCCUAAACAGCAAAAGGUUACCAAAUAUUUUCAAGCACCCACUGUUCGAUGUGCACCUACAAUUUUCAACUCAUUUAUUGAUCUCCUCACCAUGAGCCAGCGUACCAGAAUCAAUAAUAUGAAUUUUGGUGGCCUCCUCCAGAUCCGAACAGACAAGCUAGUUAGCAGAGAAAUGUUGAAGUAUUUAUAUGACAGGCUAGACCCUGAUACUAUGGUAUUGGUUCUUGGUAAAGAUAGGGUUAUACAUAUCACCCCUUUUGCUGUUAAGCAAGCGUUUGGCAUUCCAGACAGUGGCGAAGAAUUAUAUCUACACACAAACCAGGAAGCAUGCAAGGCCCUGUCUGCUUUCAAGGAUUUUAUUGGUUUACAAGAUGAUGAUGAUGUGCACACCAAGUAUCUGCAAGAGAUCUGGGAGGCCGACAUUGAGUUAGACUCUAGGAUGCUUGACGACGACAUGUGCAUUAAAAUUUUCUUCAUGAUCGCUUCUAACAAGCUGUUGUUUCCUUCCUCGGACAACAACAUCAGGGCGAAAGAUGUUUAUUUGGCUAGGGAUUUGUCUCGACUACCCACUAUGAACUGGUGCAAGGCUGUUACUGAUGAAAUCCGAGAUGCUGCACGCACGUGGCGACUUGAUAGAACAACAAAAGUUUCGCCUUCAAUUACAGGAUGCGCGAUUUUUCUGUUGAUAGUUUAUUUGGAUAACUUACGCUGCAACCACCAGAUCAAUCACAAGGAUAUUCCCCGUGCCAAGUACUUUAAUCAAGAUUUGAUUAAACAAAUAAUUGCUGCUGACAAGACAAAGGACGACCAAGGAAAGGUCACAUUUGGACGAUUACCGCUUAGGGACAUCAAUGAUACGGUUUACUACAUGCCUCAUCAUUCUAUUCCAGAAAAGCCAGCAAACAUACAACCUGUGACUAAUAUACAGUUCCCUAGCAUUCUUUCAGAACUAGGUGGAGUAGUAAAUGUGACGGUUGCUAAGCCAAAGAGGAAGCUGUUAGUGCAAGCUUUGGCAGAAUUUGAUAUCAAAUCGAAAAAGGCAACAACUUUUUUAAACAGGGGACAACUAAUGCUACAAGCUUCACAUGAACAGCUCGUUGCAAAGGUGCGGUCAAUUUUGGAGAACCAGAGUUGUGAGAAUAACAGCAUAGAUCACCAGGCUCAACCAACCGCUCCUAGUGCAGCCGAUGCCAACGAUCUUGACAUGCAUGAUAUCCAUAACGGAGAUAGCGUACAGUCUGAACAUGUAACCGAGGUGCCAAAUCAGUCUGAAGGAUAUGUCACUAACCAACACAUACACCAGGAGGCACAUGUGCCACUGCAACAGAACAGUCCCACGAAGGCAGCGGCACCACAGCCCACUGAUGCCACAGCGAAUGCCGAGUCAGAACAGGAAUUGGAUCAUGAACACUCACCGGUUCACACGGAUGUGACAAUUGGUGAUGUUGUUCCUCCAAUUCUGGAUCAGGCGACGGACCAAGGAGGCACUGGACAAGCAGCACAGAUUGGCAGCCCCAACGUCAAUGUUCAUGGAGGAACCUCAUCCCUGGAUUCUCUAGUUGACCUCAUUAGUGCAUCUGUUAUACCUACUGCCCACCCACAAACUACAACAACUGACACGUUGACAUCAGAGGCUGCUGUGCUUACUCAGACCCAACAUCAACUUCCUGAUGACAUUCUAAGACUUGAUCACACCAUUGUCGAUGAACCCCACCUACCUGCUGCCCACCCACAAACUACAACAACCGACACGGUGACAUCAGAGCCUGCUGUGCUUACACAGACCCAACAUCAGCUUCCUAAUGAGGUUCUACGACCUGAUAGCACCAUUGAUGAUGAGCCCCUCCUACCUGCUGCUGUUUAUCCAAAACCACAACGCCUUACAAGACGCCCAUCCAAGUAUGUGUCGCCAUUUAAAGGCGAUCCAAUGCGAACACGAGUACCAAUGUCAAAGGCACUAGCUGUGAGGAAGAAGUUUCUCCCUAGUCUCAAGAGUUUAAAUGAGGUUUUCAUUAGCACAGGGUUCAUAGAAUUCACUGGCAAUGAAAUAUUAGAUUCCUUCCCUGAUGAUCAGGAGCUUUCGAGCAAAUUUAUGUCCUACCUUGUUCAAUGCUUGAGCCAUGACGAAUCAGUCCGCAUGCCUGAUGGUGGUGGCUACAGGGUGUUCCUAUCCCACCGGAUUGGGGAAUACGUCAAUAUGGAGGAUGAGGAGGAAUUCGAAGAGUGGGAGUUUCAUAAUGCCCUUGAAAUUCUAGAGAGUGACAUUGCUGCUGUUGACACAACUAAUGUUAAGCUAUUCUUUUUGCCGAUUAUGGAGGAGGACCACUAUACUGUUUACUGCAUCAACCUUAUACAUGACCGAAUAGAUAUACUCGAUUCUAGUCCUGAUGACCACAGGCUUUACCAUGAAGUUGUGGGAAACAGAAUUAUUCCAAGGCUCAAUCUUCUGUUCCAGGAGGCCACAGAUGGUAAGUUUAAGUCGUUUACUCGAUUCAGGCGACCCAUCCUACCUGUCCCGCUGCAGCGCAAUGCCACCGACAGUGGAUUCUUUGCCAUCAAAUUCAUGGAGUUAUGGAAUGGUGAAUCUUUCCAUCUUCCAAUCCUCACGGAAAAUGCGGCAAUGUAUAGAGAUCAGCUUCUCUACUACGCCAUCUAUCACCAAAUCAACACUAUUGACAAGCUUCCUGCUGGACUAGAAGCACUCAAGCCACGUCGAUGA